AUGUCACAUAACCAAGCCAAAGCUCUUCAACCCCAGGGCGAUACGAACAAAAUUGAAGGCAACGUACCCCGUUGGCAGCAUUGGAAGCGAAGGUCAGAGCCUGGUCAGUCAAAAAGUCAACAAAACGUCAAACAAGAGUCAGGAAGUCGAGGGCGCCAGUCAGCUUCAAGUACAAGUAGUCAAGCAUCUCGAAAAUCAUGUCAUCGAUGUGGAAGAAUGCACAACCCAGCAACUUGCCCAACGAAGCAAUGGCAGUGCUACAACUGCUCUAAGCAAGGUCACACGUCGACAGUCUGUAUGGCAAGAAAGAAGGUCAACCCGAGGGUCAACCAAAUGGAUGAAGACACAAGUAGUCAAGGGCAAGGUGAAUCGGAUGAAUCACUCGUAUUAGGCCACAUCGGAAAUCUGGAUUGGAAUAAGAAGGAAGAGGCGUAUCAAGUCGAGUUGUGCAUGGAAAGCCAGCAAGUAAAGAUGGAGGUCGAUUCAGGGGCCUGCAGGUCAGUAAUGCAUAAGUCAGAUUUCUUUAAAUUAAGCAGUAAUGAGUUACAACCCGUCAGGUUUAAGUUAAAUGUUAUCACAGGGGAAAAUGUCAAUAUAUUGGGCCAGCCUUUAGUAAACGUAGAAUUUAUGGGUAGUUCUGAACAGUUACCAAUUAUCAUAUUAAAUUCCGCUAGUAAAUUUGCACCAUUAAUGGGCAGAGAUUGGAUUGCAAAAUUUAAUCCGUCAUGGAAAAAUGUAUUGUUAAAAGUUAAUAAUGUCGAACAGUCUAUGAAAGAUAAAGAUGAAUUAAUUUUAUAG
This is a messenger RNA of Photinus pyralis (common eastern firefly), 798 nucleotides long. RefSeq lists its product as uncharacterized. Gene Ontology annotation, molecular function: nucleic acid binding; zinc ion binding. NCBI's taxonomy places the organism in Eukaryota, Metazoa, Arthropoda, Insecta, Coleoptera, Lampyridae. The record is from RefSeq and is a predicted model, not a curated record. The coding region runs from base 1 to 798 and encodes 265 amino acids. The transcript has a single exon.